Messenger RNA from Hirundo rustica (Barn swallow), 2283 nucleotides. It is a transcript of the gene CYB5R5, whose product is annotated as NADH-cytochrome b5 reductase-like. NCBI's taxonomy places the organism in Eukaryota, Metazoa, Chordata, Aves, Passeriformes, Hirundinidae. The transcript is spliced from 8 exons. The record is from RefSeq and is a predicted model, not a curated record. The coding region runs from base 524 to 1450 and encodes 308 amino acids. Gene Ontology annotation, molecular function: oxidoreductase activity.
GUGGGAGGCGGCGGGGCGAGCGCCGGAGUCCCGGGGUUGGGGCCGCUUUGCCCCGGCCGGCCCGUCCGAGCCGCCGGGCGCGCUCAGUAAGUGCUCGAAACUCUGGAAAUCUGCGCAGCCCCGAGCCCGGGCGUCUCGGACUCACCCGCGGCCACGUCGGGUUACCCCCCGUUCAUAACCCGGGUGAAGGUUACUUAAUUAAUUGACCUUGACAAUUAAACUGCUGGAAGCGCUAAACGUUCGCUUCCUCCACUUCGUCACCCGUGGCUUCAUAAUUUCCUGUGGGCCGCUUUGUGUCCGAGGGAUGCGGGCACAAGUGCGGUGUGAGCAGCUUUAACUCAGGCCCUGUGUCAAAACAGCCGGGUCCCCGCCAGGUCUGCAGCCUGGGUUCGACCUGAGGAGCGUUCCGUGGGUACAACUCAUUCGGAAACAACGGGAGCAAGGGAUAAAAUCCUGUGCUUCUUCAAGGGAUGAAAUCCUGUGCUGCUUCAAUCCUGCGUUUCUUGGCCUCCCCUGCCCUGCAAUGAGUGACAACGAGCAAGACUGGCUGGCUCUGAGGCCCCAGGAACCUUCUCCAUCCCAGUGCUGCGGCAGCGGCUGCAAGCCCUGCAUCUACGAUGUGUACGAGAGGGAGCUUGCACAGUGGGAGAGAGCCAAAGCAAUGCAAGACAAAAGCCUUCUCACGGGAAAGGAGGAGCAGAGCAAUAAUUCAGAGCUGAAUCCAGAUACAUUCACUGCAUUCAGCGUGAGCUCGGUGGAGCAGCUGACAGAGGACACCUACCAGUACAAAUUUGAAUUACCAGGAAAUAGCAGCCUGCGAUUGAGUUUAGGACAACACAUCGUGUUAAGAGGAGUGCUGAAUGGUUUGGAGGUCCAGAGAGCCUAUACUCCAAUUAGCCCCAGGAAUGCAGAAGGUUACUUUGAAGUUCUAAUUAAAUGCUAUGAAGCUGGGCUAAUGUCACAAUACAUAAAAACGUGGAGAAGAGGAGACGUGGUCUUUUGGCGUGGGCCGUUUGGAGGGUUCCCAUAUCAGCCUAAUAAGCAUGGAGAACUCCUCAUGCUGGCCUCUGGCACCGGCCUUGCACCGAUGAUUCCCAUCCUCCAGUCCAUAACAGAUGAUGAAGAGGAUGAAACCUUUGUAACUCUUGUUGGCUGCUUCCCUACCUUUGACAAGAUUUAUUUAAAACCUCUUCUGCAGGAUUUGGCUCGGUACUGGAAUAUUAGAAUAUAUUAUGUCCUCAGCCAGGAAACUUCACUGGAAAAACUUCCUUGGAGUUAUCAGGAAAACACAUACACCGGUCGUCUCAAUGAAGACUUGAUGAAGACAAUAGUAAACUCCUGUCGAAGAAAGCCAUUUGUAUUAAUUUGUGGCUCUUCUGCAUUCAAUGAAGAUAUGAGUAGAUACUUGAAAGCUGCAGGAAUUGAAGAAAAUUCCUGUUUUGUCUUUUAGCAGGACAUUCUUGACCUGAGGAACCUUAGGCUGAGCCUUGGAUGUCCUCAUUUCUCUGCAGACAUUGCACAAAAUGAGCUUGCUCAGAAGUCUGAGCUCCUUGGAGCAGCUGUUUGUUGAUCCUCGCUCUGGGGUGUUUUAAGGAACAGGUGCCAUUCCAGAGUGGCUGGUACAUGGUGUGCCACCCACACCUCAGGGACCAGCAUGGCAAUUUUCAUGGAAGUGCAAUUUUAAGAGAGAAAUCUCCUGAGGGGGUACUAGAAAGCAUCUAUGCACACAGCUCUGCUGUAAUAUGAUGAUUGGUGACUUGCUUUGCAAUCUGUGUUAUUCUGCAGUGGUGUUGUGCCCUGUUAGGUGUCCAGAGGAGAGGUAUAAUCCUCAGGGAUCCUUGGCAGGCCAAGGGGACAGCAGAGUCGGGAUCCUUUUGGUUCUGUCAUGUGCAGGCUGAUGUCAGGCAAGUCCCUUCAACCUCACUGCCUCAGCUGCCCUGUUGUACACCAAUACAGAGAAGGUGGCACUGAUCUCUGAAAACAGCCCUUCCAAAGCAUUUCCAUUUCCAAUAUGGAAAAAGUACCCCUAAGGAUGGAAUGAUACAUUCUGUCUAGUGAGAACUGAGGCAGGCUGAGCUCCUGCCCUGGCACAGCCUGUGUUACCUACCCUGUGCUUAGCCCUUGAAAUGCUACCUGGGGAGACAAAGAGCUGGUCCUACAACUGGGAGAGUGUGAUUGGGUUGUGGAUGCUGUCUGUCAGGGAGGACGGUUGUUUGCUUUCCAUGUCCCCUAAGUGUUGUGUCAUAGCCCUGGCUCAUUAAAUUGAACCUCUUCACAAAUAAA